Messenger RNA from Paramacrobiotus metropolitanus, 1487 nucleotides. RefSeq names its product 3-keto-steroid reductase/17-beta-hydroxysteroid dehydrogenase 7-like. The transcript has 9 exons. Gene Ontology annotation, molecular function: 3-beta-hydroxysteroid 3-dehydrogenase (NADP+) activity. Lineage: Eukaryota; Metazoa; Tardigrada; Eutardigrada; Parachela; Macrobiotidae. The coding region runs from base 173 to 1186 and encodes 337 amino acids. Gene Ontology annotation, biological process: cholesterol biosynthetic process. The record is from RefSeq and is a predicted model, not a curated record. Gene Ontology annotation, cellular component: endoplasmic reticulum membrane.
GCUCAAUUUUAUUUCGUUAAUGGUUAAUCGGUAAAUUUUUGAAGUUUAAUACUAGUUUAAUUACAAGAUUUUCCAAGUUUUUUUGCCUGUCAUAUCGUUGUCAUUUUUAUUUAUCGGUAUUUUUUCUGUCUCUCCUCUCUUUAUAGAUAAUUUCGAGUGAAAUAAUCUCGUGAUGGAUACAUUUCAUACAAAAGUGGCGCUUAUCACGGGUUCGACAUCUGGCAUUGGUCUUGGGAUCGUCGACAAGUUAGCCCGUGAUUCUCGACCUAUGCACAUCUGUCUUACUGGUCGUAACCCCAAGAAACUGCAGACGGUGCUGGGCGAUUUCAAGCGGAAGUAUCCCGAAACAGAGUUCUCGUCGUUGGUUUUAGACGUUUCCGACUCGAAGUCUGUCUUAUUUGCUGUUGAAGAGAUACGAAAAAGAUACAAUCGUUUGGAUUUUGUCUUUCUGAACGCCGGAAUGAUGCCGCAAGCCCGUGUGAAUUGGACGAACUGUAUAAAAGGUUUUUUUUCGGGAAACAUUGUGCACAUGUUCCUCACCGGAGACGGAAUGUUGGACGCUGUGACCGACGGCAAAACCCGCGACGGAUUAUCGGAGACGUUUGCGACCAAUGUUUUUGGACAUUUUCUGAUGGUGACAGAACUGCAGGAUAUCAUGGGCGGACACGGCGACGACGAUCGCACACAGCUAAUAUGGACAUCAUCCAGCAGUGCUUUGACGCAGCUGUUUGACCCGGAUGAUGUUAUGUGCGCAAAAGGGAAAAAUUCCUACGCCUCAUCCAAGUACUGCAUGGAUGCACUGAGUGUUGCCCUGAAUGAACUGUGGAAUUCCCAAGGGAUCUACUCACACGUGGUGUGUCCGGGAGUGGUAGUGACAAGCUUGACCAAUGCCCUUUUAGCACAAUGGUUGUGGUAUCUUCUUCUUCCCAUUUUUUACUUGCUGCGUGUUUUUAUCCACAAUCUGACGUUAACCGUUAAUGCUGGAACUACUGGUCUGAUGUGGUUAACGAAACAAAAACCGGAGGGGCUGGAUUACAGAACCAAAAUAUUUACCAGAGCAAAUUGGUUUGGCCCCUAUCUGGAAUUUCAGAUGGUGGAUGUCUCGGAUAAUGUCAAAGAUGUGGUGAUGAACCAGCUAGCGCUGAUGCGCAAGCGCAUUCUGCAACAAAUCCAGGGCUACUCCUGAACACUUUCCCAUUCCAAAGUGAAAAACCUUGCAUAUGUAAUCGCUGUCAAAUUGUUCGCGAUGCAGUUGGUUUUAUUAACAAUUUGUUUACAUAUUUUUGCAAUUUUGUUAAUGGUGAGUCUUCGAAAUUUUAUGUUCCUGCUGUUUUUGGACGUGUAAAAGAUCCGCUCUACAAGCAACUUCCUAGAUGCAGUGUUUACAGUAUUUUGCUCCUUUAAUGUAGUGGUUUUUUCAUUUGUUCAGGAAAGCUUCCGCUGAAAAGUCGUUGCUCACUGAAGAGAUUCUCAAUAAAUCUGGGUUG